AUGGAGGAGGUUGAAGAAGCUAAUAGAGCAGCUGUUGAGAGUUGUCAUAGAGUUCUGAAUGUGUUGUCUCGGCAAGGGGAUGAAGUUCAGUAUAGGAAUUUAGUUGUGGAAACUGGAGAAGCUGUAGUGAGGUUCAAGAAUGUUGUUUCCAAGCUAAGUAGUGGUUUGGGUCAUGCAAGAGUUAGGAAGAGCAAAAAACUUAACAUCCCUUUUUCUCCAAGUAUCCUCUUGGACAACCUCACCUGCAAAACCGAUCACCAUUCAAAAAAUCUGCAGUUUCCUCACAAUUCAGUUCAGGAAUUGGGUCCAACCGUUAGAAGUUCACUCUACGCGGGGAACCCUUCUUUGGAGCUGAGCUCCAAUGAGAUAAGUCCUCUUCACCUAAGCCAACAAACUUCAUCCACUCACUACCACAUUCUGCAGCAGCAACAACAAAGGUUAUUGUUGCAGCAGCAGCAGCAACAAAUGAAACAUCAAGCGGAAAUGAUGUUUCGAAGGAACAGCAGUGUCAUAAACUUGAAUUUUGAUAGCUCUAGCUGCACGCCAUCAAUGUCUUCUACUAGGUCUUUCAUUUCUUCCUUGAGCAUAGAUGGGAGUGUGGCUAACAUGGAUGGAAGUGCCUUCCAUUUACUAGGAGCUGCAAACUCUGAUCAGAAUUCACAACAACACAAGAGAAAGUGUUCUGCCAGAGGUGAUGAGGGUAGUGUGAAGUGUGGGAGCAGUACAAGAUGCCAUUGCUCAAAGAAGAGGAAACAUAGAGUGAAAAGAUCAAUUAAGGUGCCUGCUACCAGCAACAAACUUGCAGAUAUCCCUCCGGAUGAUUAUUCAUGGAGGAAGUAUGGGCAGAAACCAAUCAAGGGAUCACCUCACCCUAGGGGAUACUAUAAGUGCAGCAGCAUGAGAGGGUGCCCUGCUAGGAAACAUGUUGAGAGGUGCUUGGAAGAGCCUUCCAUGCUAAUUGUUACCUAUGAAGGUGACCACAACCACCCCAAGUUACCAACACAAUCUGCAAAUGCUUGAAUUAAAUGAAGAGAUUAACCAAAGAUCAAGCCCCAUCGUACAAUUUGUGGUUGGCUUGACAUGAUGCUGUAUAUAUCUCAAGUGGUGCAAAUGGGGAUUUUCUUGGGGCAGGUUUUUGGCAUUUGGUUAGUUUGGUAAUGAGCUGUUUAGUUAGAGAGCGGGGGAUGAGGAUCAGUGAUAAAAUGAACUAGUUUGUAAAAUUGGUAGUUUCCAUUUGUAUGAACUCAUUAGUCUUUCUUAAAUGCCUUUGAAGACGACUUUUUGAAAGAACUUAUGAAAGUAGAUUAUGAUA
Cajanus cajan (pigeon pea) is the source of this 1312-nucleotide messenger RNA. NCBI's taxonomy places the organism in Eukaryota, Viridiplantae, Streptophyta, Magnoliopsida, Fabales, Fabaceae. The record is from RefSeq and is a predicted model, not a curated record.